UCUCUCUCUCUCUCUCAAAUUUCUUUCUUCAAAGAAAUCGUUAUAAUUAAGUAAAUAAUCAAACCUCAUGAACCCCUUCAUCUCCCUCCUCUUCUUCCUCCUCCUCAUUCAAGCCUCUUCAACCUCUGCUCAACCCGAUAUCGUCGUUGACACGUGCAAAAAAUGCGCGGAGAGCAGCCCCAACGUAAACUACACCCUAUGCAUCGACUCCUUCAACUCAAUCCCCGAAUCCCACAACUCCACCCUCCAAGACUUAUCAAUCAUAGCAACAAACAUAACCGAGGCCAAUGCAACAAGUAUCGUAUCCGAACUCGAGACGAUUCUUAGAGACACGCCUUCAACUGACUCAGCCUACAUGAGGUCCUGCCUUGAGACUUGUCUCGAGUUGUACUCUGACUCGGUCUCGAGCCUGGAUGACUCGGUUGAGGCGAUUCGGGCGAAGAGGUAUGGUGAUGCUGAUAUAAUGUUGAGCUCGGUGGUCGACGCUCCGAGGACUUGUGAGGAUGGGUUUAGUGAUGGGGAGAUUGAGUCGCCGUUGAAGGUGGAGAAUGAUGAGUUUUUUGGGCACUCUGUUAUUGCUCUUGGUAUAGUUGCAAUGUUACAAAAGACUUGAUGGGUGAUAUGUCCGAUAAUAGUCAGUAUGCGAGCAGGAUGGUCUGAGCUAUCCACACGGAAAGAUAGGCGACAGUUUAGAGAUUUCAAUUGUCUUUUUUUUAUAGUUUAGAAUAUUAUGUUCGUACAUGGGUUAUUUAGAUAAUACGUGGUUGAGAUGUUCAUAUUUGUGUAUUUAUGUUUUGAUUUGGUGGAGAGAUAAAAUGGAUAUGAAAUGAAUGAGAAUGGGUGAUUGUGUA
This is a messenger RNA of Asparagus officinalis (garden asparagus), 851 nucleotides long. RefSeq names its product putative invertase inhibitor. The record is from RefSeq and is a predicted model, not a curated record. Bases 68 to 613 code for a protein of 181 amino acids. The transcript has a single exon. Gene Ontology annotation, molecular function: enzyme inhibitor activity. NCBI's taxonomy places the organism in Eukaryota, Viridiplantae, Streptophyta, Magnoliopsida, Asparagales, Asparagaceae.